AAAAAAGGCACGUGGUCGGAGGAUGCCGGAGGAUAGGCGCAUGAUUUACGUUUCGGAGAGCGGGCCGUGGAAUUGGAGGGUUAUACAGCCAGAACCAUUUGACCCAGAAGUGAAAUCGCGGUUUCACACUUACGCUCUGGUUGCCUGUGCACCCUCCGCUCAACGCCCACUCUGGUCCUCGCCGUUCUCCUCGACGCCGACGCUAACUUGACUGGCGCACUCCCGUCAAAUAGCCCCCGAUCUUACGGGAGGCCUCGUCGAUUCUCUCAAAGAUUCACCCCUUGUACGUCUCAGAGACGUCUUGUACCAGACGUGUUCGCCUCUCUGACGUCUCGUGGUCAACGACUCCGAAAAUUGAUCACUCGUGUACGCUACUAUAUAAGAUAUUCUACGCCUCUUGGAGCCCCUCCGCGUACUUGCUACGAUUAUGAUUGAUUUCCCUCAUCCGAUUCUCUGUGUUGCUUCAGAUGUGGUCAAAGAGCUUGAUGGUGAAGAUGCCGUGUUAGGGCUUUGGACCCGUAUGUUCUUCAAACAAGCUUUCUUGCCGCCACUCAUCUUUCAUUUUUAUACAGUCUUCACAAAGUGUAAGGCAUCGCUGACUGAUGGCCAACGUCUGGAAAAUAUCUCCUGGCGAUUGUGGUAUCGCGAGAUGGCCUGUCACGGCGCUUCCCCGCAUUCAUCAGGGUCAGUGUCUCCAGCAGACUCUGAAUUUCGCAGUUCGUCGCCUAUUACGCCCGUGUCCGAAGACGGCCCCACCACGUCGUGUCGAGGUAUGCUUCGAUUCUGCCUCAUCCCGUGUUUUUCUCUUAUUUUGUGUAUGUCACUAGGUGUUGCAUCAAGGGAGUCGUCACUAAUGGUCGACGAUAUCCCGACCGCUCGCUCGUGGCAUGGCGAAAAUCUUUCGCCUUCAGCGAUGAACGUUACCCGACGACUAAGCACAGCCAGUAUGCCAGCUCGUCCGAAUACGAAACCUGGCGCGCCACCCCGUGCAGGGAAGUUGAUUGUUGGCAUACUUCCGGACAAGCUCAUUAUCCCUCAUCGCAUGCCUCCGUCAUCCCAGCCUAAGUCGGAAUCAGGCACGAACGUUCCUAAUCCCACGGUCGUAAAUACGCCUCAAGGCCCCAUUGCUCAACCUCGACCUGUCUUACCAGCUGUGCAAUUACCGGCUACAACUCCGCCUUCAGCAUCCGGAAGUGCUGGUCUAUUUCCUCGCGUUGUUGUAGUACAUCCCACACCCCAUCCGACGCCACCGGCUACCCCACAGCCCACACAGUCCGUCACGGCCAUCCCCGUUGUUCCUGCGCCUACCCAUCUUCUUCUGCCCCCCGUCCAACGUUCAGCGUUCACUGCUAAUCAGCCCCCGGAGCAAUCACCUUCGAUACCUCCGGAGCCUAAGUCAAAUGCCACUCCAACAACUUCUGACCGCCCAAAGCCGAAAGAAGAUGUUUUUGCUACCAUAAAGCCAUCUGACCGACGGUUCUACCUCCAGCACUCUGAGUCGCCGGAUAGGCAAUCCACGGGAUCUCAUAUUCCCGAGGGCAAUGACGGUCACACAGAUGCUGAUGUACUCGAACCAUCUCCCAGCAGCGGAACAUCGAGCCACGUCAAGUCUGACGGGAUCAUGGCUGCCGGCGUGAAACGCGCUUUAGGAAAGGCACAUGCGCGUAGGAGCAAAGAGGCUGUUCGGCAUAUCCCUGCUCGACCCAUCGCUUCACGACUCCAGGCACAGCGGGCUCAAGCUGCACAACGGCGCACAAAUGAAGUAAAACGAACGACCACAUUCAAUAUUGGUUCAGCUUCUUCGAACGGGUCGAAGCAUGCGAGUUCCCUUGGUGGAGGUCAGAAAUCACAUGCCGCACAGCCCGAUCAAGACGUUCCUAGACCUCGUCCACCAAGCCCACUCAAGAAUGGCAACGCACAUAUGGUUGGUCGUGCAGGUGGAAGCAAUCCUAUCGUUCCUCCAGCGCCGGCUCCGACCGCGGCGAAUCGUCGGGGACUUGUCAUGAACACGUCGUCCGAGUACGAAACGACGAGCGAGGACGAAGAUGAUUCAGAGUGGGCUUCGGAUAACGAUAGUCCGGACGAGCAGGAAAUUGCACGAAAGCGUGAGGAGAGCCGGUUGCGAGAAGCAGCCGAGGAGGCCCAACGACAACGCGACAUGUUUGCCAAGGUCCCCAAACGGUCGUAUUCCAACCUGAACAGGACUCGUUCCGGUCUUCUUUCUCAGCUCCUCAAUCCCGAUCCUAACCUUUUCCCGCCCAAUCAUCCUUAUCGCACCAGUUACUCAUCGCAGGACGUAACCCAACUCGGAAAGUCGGGUCGACCUUCGGCCCCCGCUAUCUCCACCAGCAAGAGCACCGUUGCGGUUCCUCUUGCCAACGUGGUCAAUGCUCAAGUUCCACCUACGAGCGGCGGUGGUCCUCAUGACACAAGAGGCUACAGGCCCAAGGGUCGUCCCGAAGAAGCGGAGUUAGAAGACGAUAGUGAUAGCGAUGAGGAGAACCCGGAAAAUGCUAUACAGGUGUCGCGAAGUCUGGCGCAGCAGAAGUUAGCUGCAUUGGCUGAUCCCAAUCGUCGACGAAAUUCCGACCGUGGUCCCCCUCCUCCAGAGCCACCCGUCCGGCCAAACCUCACCACUGUACACACAGCGCCCAUACCUCUAGGUCAUCCUUACAACCUUCCUGCUCCUGCUCCUCCCAUGACCCCCCGGACCACCCGACGACAAAUGCUUUCGACUGAAUUAUCCGAGAGUUUGCGACGCAACUUACUCUGGGAGCGUCAGGUCAGCAAGAUAAAUAUGACCGGUGGUGCUCGCAGGGGCGGGUUGCUCGGCAGUGGGUUGCGUCCACUUACUGCAGUCAAUAAUGCUCAGCCCACUGCGGGUGGGUCGGGAAAUCCCAACGACAGGUCUUCGAGCAGAAACGAGGGAGAAGAACGCAGGCGGGCGGCUGCCAUAGCACGUAACCACAGUUGGGGCGACGACUACCACUACGCCGGGUGGUGAUAAUAGUGGUCUCCAAAUGGUGCUGACGUCCAUGCUCUUACUCCGGUCCAACAAACAAAUCAUGUCGCUAUCGAUGCUUUCCAUCGUUCUCAUUUUUUUUCGUUUUCGUUUUCGUUAUUUGCUGUACUAUUUGGUAUGUGCGUGCUGUCGUACAGACGUCUCCUUUCCGGAUUUCGGUCUCUCACUCCUUUUUGCUACGGCCCCCCUCACACUCACUCGAACUGCUGUCUCCUUUCUCUCUAUCCCUAUCCUCGUGCAUGAUCACUCUCAUCAUAGUCAACCACCCUCACGGUCUCGAAUCACAUCCAAGGAUUGUUCUCGCGGGUUUAAUUGUUUUCCUUUUUUCUCUCAUACUACCAUGUCACUGCAUAUCCCCAGGUCGACAUCAUGCACGACGUCGACUUGUGGGUGUCAUUCCCUAUCGCUCACCAAUCCUCAUCUCGGUCAAUUUUCUGUGUGUAAAAUUUGUUGCCUUUCUUGUUGAUGCUAAGCAUCCUGUGCCAUAUAAUGUGUAGUAGUAUUCGUAGGUAUAAGUUACUAGUGGGGAUCGCAAUUUAUUUACGGUCUAUCGUACUUUGUUGACAUUGAACGAAUCGGGCCAUUCGCCUUUUUUCUUCUC
Somion occarium is the source of this 3623-nucleotide messenger RNA. The record is from the annotation of a GenBank genome assembly. NCBI's taxonomy places the organism in Eukaryota, Fungi, Basidiomycota, Agaricomycetes, Polyporales, Cerrenaceae.